Messenger RNA from Micromonas pusilla CCMP1545, 456 nucleotides. RefSeq lists its product as uncharacterized. The record is from RefSeq and is a predicted model, not a curated record. NCBI's taxonomy places the organism in Eukaryota, Viridiplantae, Chlorophyta, Mamiellophyceae, Mamiellales, Mamiellaceae. The transcript has a single exon. Bases 1 to 456 code for a protein of 151 amino acids.
AUGCCGUGCUUCGUACUCGCGCCGCUUCCGCGCGUCCUCGCGCCGCCGCGACGCGCGGCCGCGCGCGGCCGCGGCCGCGUCCGCGCGAAGACCGCGCGCGAGGACGAAGCAGCGAGGAGGAGGAGGACGACGACGCCGUCGCGCCGUCGCGCGUAUCGAGCGCGCACGUGCGCGCGCACCGCGCCGACGAACGACCUCAUCGAGGCGCUCGAGGGCCGUGCGCUAACGCGCGCGGGGGACGGCGAGGACGCGGACGCGAUCGACGCCGAGGCGAGCGCCGUCGCGGGCUGCGGCGACGCCGAGCUCGUGGAGACACUCGCCGAGCGUGCUCGCGAGCUGACCGGCCCCGAGGUUAGUAACCUAUCUGAUCUACACGUGUACCUGUACGUGUACUGUUCGUAUCGUUGUGUACUGGUAGUGUACGUGUACAGCUGUACACGUACAGAAUUACGUUAG